ACGGCCUUGUUCAAUCUCCAAUCACUUGUAUUGGUGAUUCUCUUGCUUAUCUGCACCAGCACCUAUGCGCACUCGAUCAUGCCCGGAAUCAUGGAUCGCAACCAGAACGGGCUGUUUGGGAUAUUCUGGAAAUGCGCACGUAUCGGAGAACGACUCAGUCCAUAUGUUAGCAUAUGCUGCUUUCUGAUGGCAGUAAGACUCACACCUAUCACUCAUUUGGAAGGAGGAUGA
This is a messenger RNA of Penicillium malachiteum, 231 nucleotides long. RefSeq names its product protein kish. The record is from RefSeq and is a predicted model, not a curated record. Gene Ontology annotation, biological process: protein secretion; intracellular transport. NCBI's taxonomy places the organism in Eukaryota, Fungi, Ascomycota, Eurotiomycetes, Eurotiales, Aspergillaceae. The transcript has 2 exons. The annotation marks the transcript as partial.